Messenger RNA from Misgurnus anguillicaudatus (oriental weatherfish), 7694 nucleotides. RefSeq names its product ubiquitin specific peptidase 31 (gene usp31). Gene Ontology annotation, biological process: protein deubiquitination. NCBI's taxonomy places the organism in Eukaryota, Metazoa, Chordata, Actinopteri, Cypriniformes, Cobitidae. Gene Ontology annotation, molecular function: cysteine-type deubiquitinase activity. The record is from RefSeq and is a predicted model, not a curated record.
GACUAGGCAAAAUCAAAGUAGUGUGACUCAGUUGAGUUUGAGGACAACCCCAAUCCAUUAACACCAAUCCAGCAGCUACUAGAAACUACCUGCACGAGAGAGCUGCUGGCUGCCCUCCCCUGUGACGUCAAGGCGCCCCGCAGUGUCAGUGAUUUCUGUAAAGACGCUGGAGGACGAGACGGCCCAUCAGCAACACACCACUAUCAGAUUUGGGUCUACCGGAACUUAUCGGACAUCUAAAACCUGCACGCGUGAAAAGAACAACUCUGAGUCUAUAAAAAAUACGACGGACUUAUUUUCGGCUGUGCGGUCUGGGGAAAUCGCGCGGUGAACUCUCGAUCGGUCGCGCGCCUCUGCCGUACUGUCGGGCUCGCGCUGGACAGCAGUCGGUGCCGCUGCUGAUGGAUAUUAUACUCUCCGAACAGAUAAACAACAUACGUUCACAUACAGUCUGAGUUCUCGUGCUUGAUAUUUAACUGUCUGAGCGAAGCGUCAUUUGCAUGGGUGGAGUUGCAGUGCGUCGGUUAAUUAUGCAAGCGCUCAUUGAUAAGGGAAGCACAUAGCGCGCUAGCAUCGCAUGCUAACCGCUGUCCAAUGUUAUGACAGUGAUAUGCACGCCUAUUGCGUUUUAUCACGCGCGGCAUUCCUGUGCGUUUGAUUUGGAUGCUGGUCCCGGGCACGAGCAUUCAAUGGAUUUCCGGAAAAUAACUUCUCCCUUAUUUCAUUGACAUGGCAAACGGUUAACCCGGGCAGGCCUAGCUAGCCACUGUGUUAGCUAGUAGUAUGAAAUCAGUGCAAACCUGCGACCAUAAUAAUGGGUUAUUUUGUAACGGUGUAAAAAAUAUAAUAACAUAUCUUAUAGAUAUGGAUAACGUAACUGACUGACAGCCGGUUGUAUUCACUUAAUAACGGGCAGCUUGCUUACAGCCAACUUGACAUAACGGGUUUUUAAAACCUCGAAAAGUGGCAGGCGCGCGCAUGUUUCACACCAUGCACUUUUUUAAGGCAAAAUCGGGCUGUGUCACUGAAGCAAUCGCUCGGAUAACAGACACACUGCCUCCGGCUAGUUAGCUAGUCGUCUGACAUUAACAAACUAACAUGCCAGGCGAUUUCAUGCUCUAAAUAAGAGUAGCCGUUUACACACAGCUCACGUCGAAUCCGGCCAAGCAGCCUUGAGUGGACGUAGCGGACUGUCAUUGAGAUAGUUAGUGGGAUGCCCUAAAAACUUGAACCAUGUCGAGCAAAUCUUCGAGCAAAGAGAAGAAGUCCGGCUUCAGCAAGAAGCUUUUCCGCCGGGGCUCGGUUCGGUCCGUUGGGAGUUUUAUGAGCAGAGUCCUGAAGACUCUCUCCACGCUUUCUCACUUCGGUUCCGAGUUGCACGCGGCGGAGGGCGACAAGGACGACGGGGGUUUCACCGCGUUCAAGAGCGAGGGCAAGGGAUCCGUCGCGUCCGAUGAGAGCGACUGCGGGGGAUUUCUGCCCCGAGACAAAGUGCCCGGACUGGCCGGUCUGAAAAACCACGGCAAUACUUGUUUCAUGAACGCUAUUUUGCAGUGCCUGAGCAACACGGAGCUCUUCGCGGAGUAUUUGGCUCUGGAGCAGUACCGAGGAGAUGACACGGACGAUGAGAAACCCAACACCAACGGUGUUGUGCAGCGAAAAGGUUGCCAGGACCGGGGAGAGGUGACCGAGCAGCUGUCUGGAUUGGUCAGAGCCUUGUGGACCUUUGAAUACACGCCACAACACAGCCGAGACUUCAAAAGCGCUGUGGCCAGGAGUGCCAUGCAGUACCGGGGAAAUGCACAGCACGAUGCCCAAGAGUUUCUCCUUUGGCUUCUCGACCGCGUCCAUGAAGACCUGAACCAUCUUGUGCUCCCCAACAGCAGACCAUCUGUAAAGCCACCUCUUGAGGAAGAUGAUGGAGCAUUAGAGGGACCUUCACCUCCUCUUUCAGCUGGCUCAUUUGUCCAAGAGCUCUUUCAGGCUCAAUACAGAUCUUCGCUUACCUGUCCACACUGUCAAAAACAGAGCAACACUUUCGAUCCUUUUCUCUGCAUCUCCCUCCCGAUUCCAUUACCUCACACACGGCCUCUUUAUGUGACCGUGGUAUAUCAAGGCAAGUACUCUCACUGCAUGAGGAUCGGUGUGGCCGUACCACUCAACAGCACUGUGUCCAGAUUGAGAGAGGCUGUAUCACGUGAGACUAAGAUACCUCCAGACCAGUUUGUCCUGACUGAAAUGUAUUACGAUGGUUUCCACCGCUCCUUUUGUGACGAUGACGACGAUCUUGAUAUCAUUCAAGAAAGUGACUCAAUCUUUGCUUUUGAAACUCCUGAGACUUUUAGAUUAGAAAACAUUCGCUCUAAACGAGGGAGCCUCCUUGCAAACCUCAAUCAGAACAAUUUAAAAUAUGGAGCAGAGAACACCCGAACGCCGUCUUUCAUGCAGGGUGAAAUGAAUCCAGCAUCACCCAACAAAAACAGUGGAAGUGAAAAAAUGAUUCUGCUGGUCUGUAACCGAGCAUGCACUGGACAUCAAGGACGGAGGUUCGGACUGCCUUUUGUACUGUAUUUGGAGCGCACUGUGACUUGGGAUUUGUUGCAAAAAGAAAUUCUGGAGAAAAUGCGUCAUCUGCUAAGGCCAGGAGUUUACAUUCAGGUGGGACCCUUUAGUCUGCGUGUGGUCGGUGUGGUUGGAAUCACCUAUCUGUUACCACAGGAAGAUCAACCACUAUGUCACCCCACUGUGGAAAGAGCAUAUAAAUCCUGUGGGCCUGGAGGACCUCCACAUGUUAAGAUUGUAGUGGAGUGGGACAAAGAGACCAAGGAAUAUCUGUUUGGACACACUGAGGAAGAGUACAUCCCUGAUGCUGAAAGUGUGUAUAUGCACAGAGAGCAACACCAUCAGCCGCAGGCCUGUACCCUCGCUCAAUGUUUCCAACUCUACACCAAAGAGGAACAGUUGGCUCCAGAUGAUGCCUGGCGCUGCCCCCACUGCAGGCAACUGCAACAGGGUCGGAUUAAACUCAGCUUGUGGACCUUGCCCGACGUUCUCAUACUGCACCUAAAGAGGUUUAGACAGGAUGCGGACAGGAGGGUGAAGAUGCAAAACAUGGUACGAUUUCCUUUGAUUGGCAUGGACAUGGCACCACAUGUGGUGAAGAGAAGCCAAAGUAGUUGGAGCCUACCCUCCCACUGGUCACCAUGGAGGCGACCUUAUGGACUUGGCCGCAAUCCGGACGACUAUCUUUAUGACCUGUAUGCUGUGUGUAAUCAUCAUGGCAACAUGCAUGGAGGACAUUACACGGCUUACUGUAAGAACUCCAUUGAUGGACAGUGGUAUUGCUUUGAUGACAGUGAAGUUCAGCCUGUAGCUGAUGAGGAUGUCUGCCAGCAGACCGCAUACAUUUUGUUCUAUCAAAGGAGGACAACUAUUCCCUCCUGGUCAGCAAACAGCUCGGUUGCAGGCUCCACCAGCUCAUCUUUAUGCGAACACUGGGUUAACCGGCUCCCAGGCAGCAAGCCCCCCAGUCUGGCCUCAGGAGCCUCCUCUAGACGCACAUCCUUGAUCUCCUUGGCCGAGUCUGGGGAGUUUCCUGGUGAUCGCAGUGAAGACGAUGCUUUAGCGCUUACUAACACAGGAUCUCCCGCCUUGCUCAGAGGAUUCUCAACGCGGCCCUUCGUGAGGAGCAUUCAACGUCAGAGCUUGUCCUCCAGAUCUUCAGUUACCAGCCCUCUGGCCUUCAGUGAAAAUGGGAUGAAACCUUCCUGGUCUUUGUCAACAAAACUACAGAUAAGAUCCAACUCACCCUCACGAUUCUCUUUGGACUCCCGCUCUUCUCCUCCGUUAGAAAGGAUUGGAGAGACUUGUGAUGACAAGGUGUCCACAUCUUGCUUUGGCAACUACAGCAGACAUGAACGCCAACCCAGCAGUAAGGCUCCUCUGGCCAUGAUGGAGGGUAACGGAAGCGAUGACAGCAAUGGGAAACGGAUCCUGGAUGAGGCCUAUUGCCGAGCUCCGGUACAGGCUGACAAAAAGAGCUCUAAAGGUGAGCCUGUUGACAACAACAACCAGAUUAAUGCUGUGGAUCAGAACACGCUUGGAGCGCUCUCUAAAGAGCAGAAGCAAAAGAUCUCCGGAUCGGUUCAGAAAGCAGAAGGAUCCGGCAGCAAAAAGAGCUCCACCAAGACUAAGGGUGACCAAGAGAAGUCUGUUAAGAAGCGCCAAAGCACUAUUACAAAGUCUCCAUCUUCACAAGUGUCUUCCAGCCCUCAAACAAAGGGCACCAGAUCGACUAGUCUCAAAGAAAAGAGCGAUUCUCCCAAGAGUACAAAGGGUACACCUUCUGGAACCCCCUCUAGAAGGAAAGAGUCACUGGCACAAGUGUCUCCAGUGUCAGGAGGGAUAAAAGGGAAGACGCCUCUCACUUCCACUCCACAAUCCUCUGCCUCUCCGUCACCCACAUCCAAGAAAAGCUCCUCAGUGGCUGAGAGAAGCUCAAUCUCUGGCAAGAAAAAGCUGGUGGAGAGAGGCACCAGUCCCCUAGCAGAGAAGUCCAGAGCCAGUGCCACCCCACGGACAUCCCAGCCUAGAAGUACAGAGGGAAGCCGUCCAGAGAGGAGGCCGGUUAGAAGCUCCAGCAGUAGUUCCUCAGUCACCAGCCUGCGCUCCCCAAGCGUCUCCUCAAGAGACCUCCAUCGCUGCAGCAAGUCAGAGGACAAGGGACUCUCGUUUUUCAAAAGCGCACUUAGGCAGAAAGAGACCCGCCGGUCUGCCGACCUGGGCAAGGCCUCAAUUCUUGCCAAGAAGGCUGCUGAGAGGACAGCCAGAUCCAACAGCCAGCAUAAACUCAAUAGUGCCGAAGACGGGGAAGGUUCGGGAAACUCCUCCAAGCAGGUCUCUCCAGAGUCACGUGCCACCGAGGAGAAAGAGUCCUCCAAAACAUCGACCCCUGUCAAACGCUCCCUUUUACCAGUAGGCAAGUCGAAGUCUUCCAAUUCCGAGACUAGUCUUCAGUCUCCUAUCAAUGGGAAGAAGCCACUUGAAAAGGUGGCAUCCUCUAGAAAGCUUUCUUCCAGCAUGCAAUCCUCUGCACGGCCAACAAAGACGCCUCAAUGAUUUUUUAAUAGCAGUUUCAUUAUUUUCUGUAAUGCAGCUAUUUUUUGAUGUGCCUAAGAAGAAUAUAAAGUAUAUAGUAUAUACCUGUAUUUUACUUUUCUCAAAGAAAAUAUGUAAAUUAUCAGAAGCGCCUUUCUAUCCUGCCAUGGAACCAAAUCGUUGCCUCUGGCAAGGUAUGGUAUAUGAAUCUACUACUGUUUAUGACUCUGAAUAGGAAUGUUUUAACUUAGCACUUUGUACAUAUUUUCUCCCUCAAAUAACUCUAAUAGGUGACAUGUAAAAUACUUUAUAACUUAUUUUUUUUCUUUCUUUAGACUAGUCACUUGUAAUGAAAUUCAAAUCUUGUGAUACAGUAUAUUCCUUGGAGCACCGUACCAGCGUGCUCCACUUCUACACUUGGUGCUAUUUAAAGUCCGGUGGUCCCCUGGCACUGAUACAGUGUAAGAUUAGGAAGAGUUACGUCAUGCAGAAUUUGAAACUGUAGACCUACUGGGGUUCAGCAGUGAACAAUCUUAUCGGUACCUCUCAACGCCUGCUUUCGAAUCCCAACUAUUUCUUUUUGUAGUAGAGAGUAGCUACAAGUGUUCAAGUAGCAUUACUGCCCUUAGAAAUGUGCGCAACAAUGCUAACGAAGUUGAUCUUUCGAAUAGUAAAUUAGUGGAGGACAAUCUUAAAGCUCAGUCUGUUUAUUCCAGAGAUCUUAACGGAUGAAGUGUAGGCCCUGCAUGGUAACUCAGUUUUUUUUAUGAAAAUUUAAGAGAUACAUGGUCACACUUGAACCAUUUUAUGUUCGCCAAAUCCAAUGCUAACUUAUAGGCGCAGUUUUAAUUUUGCUGGCUUUGAUCCCUUGUGCGAGUAUCUCCAUAUUUAUCUGUGGACAACCAGUGCAAUAGUUUUCAACACUUUAUAGCAGAAAAGAUAAAGACUAUUCGAGAAACGUAACCCUAAUGUCAUUUUAUUUGGAAAACUAACGAUUUUAAAAAUUAAUACUGUGCAUAUGCAAUAUUAAUGGACUACAUUUAAUCAAGGUAUCACAACCAAAUUUUCAGAAAUGUCAUCAUUUGCCUCACAUUCAUUUUUAAUUAGCUGUUUUUUUUGUGUGAUUAGCGCUUAAUUUACAGCCCGUUAUUGUAAGCUACUCCACACAGAGAUCUUUACUUCGUGUACUUCUUAGUGGCACAGACGCCUUAAAAUAUUUCCCUUCUCCAGUAAGCCGAAACAAGUUCAUCCGGCUCAAAAUGUUAUUCGUGAUAGUAGAAAUGUAAGUCAUGAGGAUUUUGUGACAUCUGCAUAAUGGUGUCAUUACAUCAGCUACUAUUCAGCUCACUGCCUUGUAAUUAAAUCAUUAAUCCAAGCAGUGCUGAUGCCACUGUUGAACCCAUCUUUUUGUAAGGCUGCCUUUUGGUCUCCAAAACGCACCCUUAUCUUUCGAAACACUUUAUACUAAAAACAAAUACUUUAGCAGUCAACAUGCUAAUAUGUAGCAACCAUGUUUUUAUUUUGCGACAGGCCCAUAUUGUGUGUGUACACUGAAAAAGUGUUUGUAAAAAAAAGCAGUAUUGCAUGAUAAAACUGACGCAUGCACUUAACUAUGCAAGUGACCGUUGCUAAACAAAACUAUGUCUGCUUUUUUAAGUACACCAGAGAGCAUGAAUCCUUUCCUUUAUUGCUUUUUGCACAAUUUUUUAAUUUCUUAAAUAAUGUAAUAUAAGUACAUAAAUUAUUAGCUUUAUAUGGCUGAUCCAAGUAUAUCAUUCGGCGUUGUAUUCUCCACUUCAUUGCCGUUUUCUUUUAUUAUUAAUGCUAUUAUUACUUUAACUCAUAAGGUGUCUAAGGGUAUGACCUUUCUUUCUCCACGUGUUUAAGUUUUAUAUUUUUAUACUUCGAUUCGCAUUUUGCUGGUCAUGCUGUCAAAUGUAGUAUGUAAGUUCAUAUAUGUUACUCGUGUUUAUUACCUGCAGUACUGACAUGCUCAACACUAAUUCCCGUCAUUCCACGUCUUAAGUUGUGAAGUUGCUGGACCAUGGCACAUAUGGUUUGAGCCAUAUGCUAGAUGUGUACGGAGAAGUGCUGUUACUUCUCUACUUAAGUCUUAUUGCAUAUAGGAUAUAUUAAAUUGCUCAUAUAGCUCAAGACGCCUAAUAUGAGAAGCUUUGUAUAGGACAGAUUAUUUUAUCAUUAUAAUAAAGACUUGCGGUAUGAUAUGCGUGCCCUUGGUUUACACACUGGACUUGAAUGAAUUAUCUUUGUACCAGAGCAGUUUUCGCGUACUGUUCACAAACUGGUACCCACUUGAUGGGCUGAUAACUGGACUGCCAUUUUAUUAUAUUUACAGUCUGGGUCGACCAAAAGAGGAAAAUAAUAUUUGGUUUGAGCAAAAACCACGUAAAUGUUUGGUUGCAUGAGACUGCGUCAAAUGCUUUAAUUUAUUUGUACGUUUUAUGUGUGUAUGCACUUUUUUAUUUUGAAUUACUUUUUUAUCGUUUCGAAGAAUGCAUUUGAUUUGUAUUCAUGACAUUGUCUCCCCAAUGUAAGUUGGAGAUUGAAUUAUAAUUAAAAUAUGGACUUGUAUUAAA